Messenger RNA from Loxodonta africana (African savanna elephant), 1255 nucleotides. RefSeq names its product solute carrier family 25 member 5 (gene SLC25A5). The transcript has 4 exons. Gene Ontology annotation, cellular component: mitochondrial inner membrane. Gene Ontology annotation, biological process: mitochondrial ADP transmembrane transport; mitochondrial ATP transmembrane transport; negative regulation of mitochondrial outer membrane permeabilization involved in apoptotic signaling pathway. Gene Ontology annotation, molecular function: ATP:ADP antiporter activity. The coding region runs from base 112 to 1008 and encodes 298 amino acids. NCBI's taxonomy places the organism in Eukaryota, Metazoa, Chordata, Mammalia, Proboscidea, Elephantidae. The record is from RefSeq and is a predicted model, not a curated record.
GCCGGCUCUCCGUAUAUAAAUCAGCCAUUUGCUCUGCUCCGCCCCAAAGCCCCGGAGUCAAAGCCGGUUUGUGUCCCAUUGCUGCUGUCGCCUGCCUUCUUUUUUUUCAACAUGACAGAUGCCGCUGUGUCCUUCGCGAAGGACUUCCUGGCAGGUGGAGUGGCUGCGGCCAUCUCCAAGACCGCGGUAGCGCCCAUCGAACGGGUCAAGCUCCUGCUGCAGGUGCAGCAUGCCAGCAAGCAAAUCACUGCAGAUAAGCAGUACAAGGGCAUUAUCGACUGUGUGGUCCGUAUCCCCAAGGAGCAGGGAGUCCUGUCCUUCUGGCGUGGUAACCUGGUCAAUGUCAUCCGAUACUUCCCCACCCAGGCUCUCAACUUUGCCUUCAAAGAUAAAUAUAAGGAGAUCUUCCUGGGUGGUGUGGACAAGCGGACCCAGUUUUGGCGCUACUUUGCAGGGAAUCUGGCAUCAGGUGGUGCUGCUGGGGCCACAUCCUUGUGCUUUGUAUACCCUCUUGAUUUUGCUCGUACCCGUCUAGCAGCUGACGUGGGUAAAGCUGGUGCCGAAAGGGAAUUCAAAGGCCUCGGUGACUGCCUGGCUAAGAUCUACAAAUCUGAUGGGAUUAAGGGCCUGUACCAAGGAUUUAAUGUGUCUGUGCAGGGUAUUAUCAUCUACCGAGCUACCUACUUCGGUGUCUAUGACACUGCAAAGGGAAUGCUUCCAGAUCCCAGGAAUACUCACAUCAUCAUCAGCUGGAUGAUAGCUCAGACCGUCACGUCCGUGGCUGGGUUGACUUCCUACCCAUUUGACACUGUUCGUCGCCGCAUGAUGAUGCAGUCAGGGCGCAAAGGAACUGAUAUCAUGUACACAGGCACACUUGACUGCUGGAGGAAGAUUGCUCGUGAUGAAGGCGGCAAAGCUUUUUUCAAGGGCGCAUGGUCCAAUGUGCUCAGAGGCAUGGGUGGUGCUUUUGUGCUUGUCUUGUAUGAUGAAAUCAAGAAGUUCACAUAAGUUUAUUUCCUACUUUGUUUACCCCUGUGAACAGGCAUAUUGUGUUAUAUAUAACAUAUCUUGAACAUUCUUGACAGACUGUUGGCUGUCUAUCAACAGCAACUAUCUGCUGGUUGGAAAUGGGAAGCAAUAAUAUUCAUCUGACCAGUUUUCUCUUAAAGUCAUUUCUGUGUUGAUGACGAUGGGACUCAGUUCUGUUUUUUAUUUCAGUCACUCCUGAUAAAUAAAAAGUUUGAAGAAAUAAAAA